AUGCAGUACAUCAAGUCGGCCACAUCGGCGCGAGACCAUGGUUACUCGGAUGUUGCAGCAUCAGCCAGUGACGCGGAAAACGGAAAGAAAGGGAUGACGAUGCAGCAGGACCGCCGACGUCCAUGGUUCACCUUGAGCUUUGUGAUAACGACCGGCCUCAUCACUGCCCUGCUGCUUCUACUCGUCGUGCUGCAGACGGACCACACCUCGAAAGAGGUCGUAUCUUGGCCCGAGUUCCAAGGCGGCUCCCGUGUCGUCGCAGACUGCGGAUACUCCCCGGAGGAAGCAAAGGCCAAGGGUUGUGUCUGGGAUCUCAUGAGCUUCGGCUGGACGCAUCCAGCUUGCUACAACAAAGCCGAGUCUGAGAAGUGGCUCAAGGAUUUUGGCCCGUGGAAGUGGUACCUGGAUCUCAACGCGACCCAGGAAGUGGCGGAAAAAGACCUCCCGUACACGGAGCUGGUGUACGCCGAGCAAGGCUAUCAUGUGCAGCACUGUCUGUACGUGCUGAAGCUCCUUCAUCUGGCAGCAAUGACGGGCCACCCUGUCACCGAUGAGGCUAUUCCUCUGGCACAUACCGGGCACUGCACGAAGAUGAUCUCCGACCCGGCCUAUCUGGACUUCAAACAUAUAAACACAAAGGUGGACUUGCUGUUGGCCAGAUGUGUUACUUUGGACUAA
Molecule: messenger RNA, 678 nt
Organism: Colletotrichum higginsianum IMI 349063
Lineage: Eukaryota; Fungi; Ascomycota; Sordariomycetes; Glomerellales; Glomerellaceae
Exons: 1
Coding region: 1-678 (225 amino acids)
Source: RefSeq, a predicted model, not a curated record